Messenger RNA from Vigna angularis (adzuki bean), 1311 nucleotides. Its product is annotated as 2-oxoglutarate-dependent dioxygenase DAO. The transcript has 4 exons. Lineage: Eukaryota; Viridiplantae; Streptophyta; Magnoliopsida; Fabales; Fabaceae. The record is from RefSeq and is a predicted model, not a curated record. Bases 234 to 1133 code for a protein of 299 amino acids. Gene Ontology annotation, molecular function: dioxygenase activity; indole-3-acetaldehyde oxidase activity. Gene Ontology annotation, biological process: auxin catabolic process.
UGUCGUUAUUUCGCUUCCGUUCCUUCCUCUCCCACUCUUCUGCCCCUAAUCUAAUAAACCGUUCUUUCAAUCAAUUUCAGUUUAGGUUUUGAAUUGUUUGGCUGAGAAACGUGUUUUUGCGUUAAAUUAGGGCAAUGUUGGAUUGAUUUUCACUAAGGGUGACCUUGAGGAGGUCGGUGAGGAAGUUGCCAAGUGCAAGCUCUGAAAAACUGAGAGUGAUAUCCAAGGCAGAGAUGGAGGCUACCGUUCCUGUGGUGGAUUUUCAGAAGCUUUCAGAAGGAGAGGAGUGGAAGAAGCUAAGAGAAGCAUGUGAGAAAUGUGGUAUUUUCAGGGUCAUCAACCACCCUAUUCCAGAAACACUCAUGAAAGAGAUGAAAUCAGCAGUCAAAUUCUUGCAUGAUCUUCCUUCAGAGAUAAAAAUGCGCAACAAAUCCAUAAUUCCUGACAGUGGUUAUAUUCCACCGCUUCCAUCAAGUCCUCUAUAUGAGGCCAUGGCGAUAUAUGACUUUCAUAAAUCACCACAGGCACUUGAAGAUUUCCUCUCCCAGCUGAAUUUACCACCCCAUUACAGCAAAAUAGUAAAAGCUUAUGGGAAAGCAAUUCAUGACUUGGCAUCAACUAUGGCAGAAAAGAUGGGCAAGUGUUUGGGUAUAGAGGAUGUUGAUUUCAAGGACUGGCCUUUCCUUUUAAGAAGUAUAAAAUACAAUUUCAGCCCAGAAAAUAUAGGUGAAAUGGGAGUAAUGUUGCACUCAGAUACAGGAUUUAUCACUCUACUUCAAGAUGAUGAAACUGUUAGUGGUCUUGAGCUGUUGGAUGAUUCUGGCUUAUUAAAAGCAGUGACUCCCAAAUCAGGGUCCUUCCUCUGUAUUGUUGGAGAUGUUGGACAUGUUUGGAGCAAUGAAAAAUUUUGGAAUGCGAGGCAUCGUGUAAUUUGCAAGGAAACAUGUAGUCGUUAUUCGUUUGGUGUAUUUAUGUUAGCAGCAAGGGAUGGUAUUGUUGAGGCGCAUCCAAAGUUGGCGGAACUUAACGAUGGUCCACGUUAUCGACCAUUUAAGUAUGAAGAUUUAAGGGAGUUCAGAAUCCUCACAGGAAAGAGAAAUGCUGAAGUUCUUCAUCAAUAUCGCAUUGCUUAGUCCUUUCUGUGCACGCAAACACAUCAAACAACACCACUUUACAAUAAAAAAUAAAGUUCCCAAUAACACCAUUUUUCCAUGCAAGUCUCAAAAUGCUGUGAUUCUAUCAUUGUUGUUUUGCGUUACUAUUGAACUUGUUAAACAUCAGAAUGAAAUAAAGUUCUGAUCAAUUAUGCUA